Molecule: messenger RNA, 2929 nt
Organism: Cricetulus griseus (Chinese hamster)
Lineage: Eukaryota; Metazoa; Chordata; Mammalia; Rodentia; Cricetidae
Source: RefSeq, a predicted model, not a curated record
GCAGCUGGUGCUGGGAGGCGGGGCGGAGGGUCGCGGGCAGAUGACGCGCAGGCGGACCCGCUACUUCCUGGAUCCGCCGGCCGGUGCCGCUGCCGCACCCUGCGCCGGAGCCGGGAACCUGCGGCCGCCGCCAUGUCCCACCAGACAGGCAUCCAAGCAAGUGAAGAUGUUAAAGAGAUCUUUGCCAGAGCCAGAAACGGGAAAUACAGGCUUCUGAAAAUAUCUAUUGAAAAUGAGCAACUUGUGAUUGGAUCAUGUAGUGAGCCUUCAGAUUCCUGGGAACAUGAUUACGAUGCCUUUGUUUUGCCGCUGCUGGAGGACAAGCAGCCGUGUUAUGUAUUAUUCAGGUUAGACUCUCAGAACGCCCAGGGAUAUGAAUGGAUAUUCAUUGCAUGGUCUCCAGACCAUUCUCCUGUUCGUCAAAAAAUGUUGUAUGCAGCAACAAGAGCAACUCUGAAAAAAGAAUUUGGAGGUGGCCACAUUAAGGAUGAAGUAUUUGGAACAGUAAAGGAAGAUGUAUCAUUACAUGGAUAUAAAAAGUAUCUGCUGUCCCAGUCUUCUCCUGCGCCACUGACUGCAGCAGAGGAAGAAUUAAGACAGAUUAAAAUUAAUGAGGUACAGACUGACGUGGGUGUGGACACAAAGCAUCAGACACUACAAGGAGUGGCAUUUCCUAUUUCUCGAGACGCUUUCCAGGCUUUGGAAAAACUGAGCAACAAAGAGCUCAACUACGUGCAGUUGGAAAUAGAUAUAAAAAAUGAAAUAAUCAUUUUGGCCAACACAACAAACACAGAACUAAAAGAUUUGCCAAAGAGAAUUCCCAAGGAUUCAGCACGCUACCACUUCUUUCUGUAUAAGCAUUCUCAUGAAGGAGACUACUUAGAGUCCAUAGUUUUUAUUUAUUCGAUGCCUGGAUACACAUGCAGCAUAAGAGAGCGCAUGCUGUAUUCCAGCUGCAAGAGCCCUCUGCUAGAAAUUGUAGAAAGACAACUACAAAUGGAGGUGAUCAGAAAGAUUGAGAUAGACAAUGGGGAUGAACUGACUGCCGAUUUCCUUUAUGACGAAGUACAUCCCAAGCAACAUGCCCAUAAGCAGAGUUUUGCUAAACCAAAAGGUCCUGCAGGAAAGAGGGGGAUUCGGAGACUGAUUAGGGGUCCAGCGGAAGCAGAAGCCACUACUGAUUAAAAGUGUUUUAUGAAAUGUUGCAAUAUAGUUUUGUAAAAUUCCAGCUUUUAGUACAAGGAGAACUGAAAUCAUUCCAUGUUGAUAUAGUUGGGAGGAAAAUUGUACUUUUUGAAAAAUAGCACUUUCCACUUCUAUGUAUUUUUUAAAUUAAUGCUAUAGAAGACUCCUGAUUUCUAUUUUUUAGUUAAAGCUAGACAAGAUUUCAACAUAAUCAUGUUUGGUUUUGUCUCACUGUUUUCAUAGCGUGUUGAUUCCACACUUUUCACAUAAUCUUCAAUAUUUUACAUAGGUCAGCCAGUUCCAGAACGCCUGAGACUUGCUCUAGUACUCUGCAGUGAGGUCUGAGUUUCCCUGAGAUUCUCACUUGAGAAGUAUGUUUAGGAGCCUGGGAAAGGUGGGAAGCCGCAUGCUCUGAGAGCUGUGCUUACACUGGGAUUGUCUGCAGCGCUGGGGUACAGCGCUUCAUUGCAGCAGUGCUUUCUAUUUGACCUUUUGUUUUUAAUAGAGUUAAAAUGUCAGAAAAUCGGUUUAUUCUGAAACUUUAAAGGUACCAGCUGUUGCAGGGUUUCUGAUGGCACUGGAAGACUACACAGUCUUGUAAGGUCUUUGCAGAGCUUUCAAAAUGUCUGUUUCCAAAGUAACCCCUUCAUCGUAAGUACUGUGAAGCCAGAUGUCCAUGUUCAGAUGGAAAUUCAAGUAUCAUUGAAAAGGAAACAAAGCUAAAGUGAAAACUGUUAGAAGUUUUUAAGUUUUUUUUUUUUCCCCUUCGAAACCAGGUGUCUUAAAGCAAAUUGUCUUAUCACUAAGGAGCAAGUGCUCAGAUCUAAAAUGAUCAAUUCUUAGUGCUUAGCAGUGCUUAGCAGGCUAACACAGAUGACUUCUCUCAAAACAUGUGUUUUCUGAAGCUUUGUAUUUUCAUUUACAACCUAGAAAUUUUGAGCCUCAGUUUUUUGAUACUUGAAAUAGAGGGAGAUAGAACACUUCAUAUUUUAAUCUGCUAACCCUGCUGCAGAGCCAUAACUUGGAGGAGUUUUGAAAUGGACUAUGGUAUUCAGGAUUUGGAAGUCCUUUACCUGAACUUCAUGCUGCGUAAGAUAAAUAUCAGUAAUACACAUUUCAUGGUAUGAAAUAUGAAGCCCUCUUGUUGCAAAGCAUUAUUACUGAAGGUAAUACAUGCGCCUUUCAGAAAUUCAGUUGUGUUCACAUAGACCAUAUGAGAGGAGUUACGGGCUCAUGGGAUUUUUAAAAAUAGAUUUGAGUAUUUGUGUGUUUUGUUUGUUUACAAACACUUAGACUUUACUAUUUAAAUAUGCAGAACUUUUGGCAGUAAUGUUGCACUUGUUUACUAGAGGUAAACUUUUAGUUUUACGUGUGCACACGUAGUCACAUGUGCCCACAGAUUGCUGCUGUGAGAGUCCUUGAGCCUUGUUGCAGACCAUCGCCAAAAGCUGCCAUUUUCCAGCAGAGGGAGUACUUACUGCCGGUCAUGAAGAUCUGAAACUGGUGGUGACUUUCUGAAGCACCGGUGUGCAGUUAUGCUCUGAAUUUUAUCACACUACAUCCAAGUAAAUGCACAUUCCAGAAUAUAGAUGUGAUCAUGUAACCUUACUAAUAAUUAAACCAAUGAUUGCUGAGAAUCACUUAUGCAUUUGUUUUAAGGUAUAACUCAUUGUUUACAGUAUGUUUUAGGUGACAAUAGAUGUGAAUAACAUUCCCAAUAAAUUUAUAUAGCAGUGAAAAAUUA